Pseudozyma hubeiensis SY62 is the source of this 1494-nucleotide messenger RNA. RefSeq names its product endoplasmic reticulum mannosyl-oligosaccharide 1,2-alpha-mannosidase. Gene Ontology annotation, molecular function: exopolyphosphatase activity. The record is from RefSeq and is a predicted model, not a curated record. The coding region runs from base 1 to 1494 and encodes 497 amino acids. The transcript has a single exon. Gene Ontology annotation, cellular component: cytoplasm. Lineage: Eukaryota; Fungi; Basidiomycota; Ustilaginomycetes; Ustilaginales; Ustilaginaceae.
AUGCUGUCCAUUCGCCGUUUGGGUGCGACGACCUUGUUCCUUGGCCUAGUGGCCGCGCUGGCUCACGGUCGAGCUGUGCCUCAAAUCAACGAGGCAGUGUUCGCUAUCCAAGAUUCGAUCGAACAGUCGUCCUACUUCAUCGACAACACGUCGGAACACGGCCCCUCUUCGACCGCGUACAAUGCGACCCUGUCCACCUUCUCAAAUGGCGAGAUCCGGCCACUCGACUACUGGACUCAGGAAGAAGGCGUCGGACACUUUUCUGAAUGGUCCAAAGCGACCAAACUCGCCUUUCUUUCUGACUGGGUUCACGGCAAAGCACACGAGUGGACGCUCGUCCAGGGAAAUGAAGGUGGUGAUCUCGACUCGAUGACAGCAGCACUCGCGUGGGCAUACCAUCUCUCCCACUCGACGCUGCAUCACCCUCAGCCACGUAAAGCGAUCGCUCUACUUCAGACGCCCCUCGACGCUCUGGAACUGCGUCCCGAGAAUAAAGUCGCCCUCAGCAACUCCAAGAUGAGUUCGGGCCAUCGUGAUCUGCUUACCAUAGACGAGCUUCCAGCCCAUCCUAAAGAGGUCGCGAAGCAGAUCAAGGGGAUCGUUCUGGUCGAUCAUCCACUGCCAUUGAGCGUGUGGCAAGGAGCAAAAGUGCUUGGUAUCAUAGAUCACCAUCACGACCGUGGAGUGGCACCGGAUGCCAAACCGAGGAUCUUUGAACAGGUUGCAAGCUGUACGACGCUUGUCGCGAGACAGAUGCUGGACGAGCUGGAAGCGAUUUCCCCACCCCCUCAAGGUCCAGGAGAGUAUCAUAUGCCGCACGAACUGCUCGAGUUGAUGCUUGACGCGAUCGCGAUCGAUUCUGAUGGUCUCAACCCCAAGAAAUCCACCGAUGUCGAUGCUCAAGUCUCAGCUCGAGUACUGGCCAGAAGCAACUGGCGCAACGAGAGCCUCAGCGAGGUAAUGGAUCGACUAGACAAAGAGCUCGGGAGAGCAAAACGUGAUCUCUCCCACCUCACCGUUCGAGACCUCCUCCGUCGCGAUUGGAAAGGAGACGUAGUCCAAACCUUGGACCCCGAUACGCCUGACAUCCACCUCGGCUUCGCAUCCACUCCCGUCUCGUUGGACCAGCAAAUCCUCCGAACCCGCAAACAGACGAUCGUCGAUUGGUUCAAAACCGAACGUCGUUGGACAGCCGAGAUCCGUGCCGAUGUCAGCCUCUGUCUGAACAAGUACAAGAACAAGAAGGGGAAGAAGGUCAGGGAGAUCACUCUGACCGUAAGGCACGACCAUAGGAUCAACAGGAAACAGGCCGAUAGUCUGUUCAAGGAAAUAGAAGCGGCGUUGAAGGGCAGGUUCGACAUGAAGAAGCACGAAAAGGUCAAGCACCUCAAAGGCAAAAGACAGAUGGUUUGGGUUCAUGGGGACAAGUCGGCCGGAAGGAAGGUUGUUAGACCGAUCGUGGAGGAGGCUGUGAAGAAAUGGGUCAGCCCGUGA